GAGAGGAAACUUGUGAAUAAAUUGUGAGAUGUGAUCUACGUCUAUUACUUCACUUUUCACUAUUUAUAAACUUCUUUGGUCUUUGCCUAUGGAGUUGACACGGGGUGCUUGUCUCUGUGAUUUGGAACUUUAAAAGUUGGCCAGAUCGCAAAGGCGCCUUUCCCUUUAAGAUCGCCUUGAUGCUAUGCGAACUGAACUAAUCAUUGCUACAAACUUGCCGAGUCCGACAGGGUCUGGGCUCCUCAGCUCAAGUCAUGAGCGCUUGUUGCCAAGGCGAAGGAAUUAAGCAAGCAAUUCAUUCACAAGGGAUUGGGAUACCAACUGCAUACAACAAAAAACAAAGCAAAGAUGGAGUGCAGUGUGCUCCUCUUCUAGGUGUGUGAUGGCCGUUGACCUGCCCGCUGGCGGACCUCCACCUCGUGCCCAUGGUCGUCAUGGCAACGCUGGAUGGCAGCACGCCUGUUGAGACUCUGCUGGCCACCAUCCACCUGGAACGCUACCUGAACGCAUUCCAUCUAUCUGGUUUCCUACAGGCCAGGGACUUCACCCACCUGGACCAUGAGGCCCUCACCAGGGUGGGCGUGACAGCCACCGGACACAGGAAGAGAAUACUCCGAUUGGUCAGCCACAUCAAACGAGCCAAUCAGCAUUCAGCAGAGGCUCAGAGGACUAAUCACCAUCAAAAAACGGAGACCAGUCAAUUAUUGCACCGUCGCCAGUCUGACUCAGAUAUUCGUUUGCCACUACCCAGACAGACAAACCCCCCGUCCAAUCAAAAAGGGGAUCCCACCCGCUUUGAAGCUUUGCGGAACAGUUCGGCUCCUAACCUCUCCGCCAUGCUAGCUAACUCAGGGUCGGAGCAGAGCAAGGUCAUGGUGAAGCCGGUGCCCAAACCUAGAACUGUGUUCUACAGACGUAGAACGACAGAACUGCCCAAGUUAUCCUGCCUAGCAACACCAGAGCCCUCUCAGCUAGGGAGGAAACCUUCUCAGGAAUCCCUAUGCUUCACUGUUCUGGAGGGCUUGAACUCAGGGGAGACCCCCGACCAGGCGACCUCUGCCCCCGUCCAAAGACAGAGCCUGGGGGAGAGGAGGCUGAGUGGCUCAGCGUUGACAGAGCCACUGCCCCCUGUACCCCCCAGGCUCAACCGAGGGGUCCCCCCUUCGGCGAUCAGGGUAUCCCCAACAUCCUCACCCUCUGGAAGGUCCGAAACUGAUCAGCCUGCCAACCCAUUACCCCUCUCCUCCUCCUUGUCCUCCUCUUCUUCCUCCUCCCCAUGUAACCAUGAUGACCACCGAUGCUCCUCCUCUCUGUCCGCGUCUCCCCCCUGCUGUUCUCCAGGCAGUGGAAUCGAGAUGGUCUCAAAUGAGAUCUACUGUGGCACUUUAGUUGGCGUUGCCCCUGGUGGUGGGAGGAGCCAGGGCGCGUUGCCUGUUCCCCCACCUAGACAAGCACUGGAACGGACUCCGGAGAGACACGGCAACACUGUGUCCCAUCUAGGAGUUCCCAUUGAGGACCCUGAAGAAGAGAUCAGCCCAUACUGUGAAACAGUCUUCCUAAACAAUUGGCAACUGGAACACUCUGAGGUGGAAAGAACAAGAAGUGAAGGUAGAGGACCAGGGAUGACACGAAAGGAGGAGGGCAACCAUGCAAAGGAUCAUGGCAGAGGAAGGUUGUUGCAGUCCAAGCGCCUCUCCCACGCCCUCCACAGUGAUUCCCAGGGCUACUGCACUGUCGGAGAGCCCACCCCUCCCCUGCGCUGCCUCUCCCUGCCCCCCCACCUCUACCCCACUGAGCAUGAUGACGAACUAACCAUCUCCCCCUACGCCAGCUACACCUCGUUCUCAGAGCGCACCGCGCCCAUCAUCAGCGGCUGGCUGGAUAAGCUGUCCCCUCAAGGGAAUUAUGUGUUCCAGAAGCGCUUUGUGAAGUUUGAUGGCAAAAAUCUGAUGUACUUUGGCAGUGAGAAGGAUGUUUAUCCUAAAGGAGUGAUCCCAUUGGCCGCUAUACAAAUGGCCCGGGUGGCCAAAGACAAUAAAUUUGAGAUAGUGACAAGUCACAGGACGUUCAUUUUCCGGGCUGAUAACGAAGCACAGAGACACAGGUGGGUGAGCACACUGCAGGAGAGGGUGAAAGACCAGCUGGUGUUCGGGCGGCCUCGCUUUGGCACCGGGGUCCACUGCCAGAAGAGUGGCUUCCUCGAACUGAAGGGAACCAAGUCCAAAGUCUACACAGCCAUCAACACGGAACAGAUCUGGCUGUACAAGAGCGAGCAGUGUUUUAAGAAUGGAAUUGGAAUCACUUUGAUUGAAGCCAGAGGAGCUACAAUUCGAGAUGGCAAGAAUAAAAGCUUUGACCUCAUUACUCCUUAUAAAACCUUCAGCUUUACGGCUGAGUCGGACCGGGACAAGCGUGACUGGAUGGAGGCGCUGCAGGAGUCCAUAGCCGAGACCCUUUCAGACUACGAGGUCGCUGAGAAGAUAUGGUCGAACCGGUCCAACAAGAUGUGUGCCGACUGUAAAGCUAUAAACCCAGACUGGGCCUCCAUCAAUCUGUGUGUUGUCAUCUGCAAGAACUGUGCAGGUCAGCACCGAGGACUUGGGACAAUGGUCUCUAAAGUACAGAGCCUGAAACUGGACACCAGUGUGUGGAGCAACGAGAUUGUGCAGCUUUUUAUCAUGCUCGGCAACGACCGUGCCAACGAGUUCUGGGCGGCCCGUCUGUCUGCAUCUGACGAGCUGGACUGCGACGCCACACCGGACCAACGGCGGGAGUUCAUCAACCAGAAGUACCGCGAGGGGCGCUACCGCCGCCCCCACCCUAGCUUCAACACUCAGGAGGAGCUGCUAAAGGUUCUGUGCACCGCAGUGACUGAGCAGAACCUGCUGAAGACCGUGACCCAGAUCUUCACAGAUGCCGAGGUGGCACGCCUCUGUGACACCAAUGGAUAUGACAAACCUCCAUUUUCAAACUACUACUCCCAUGGUGCUUCAGACCCCAGUGUUUAUGACGAGAUAAUGCAGCCGGUCCUGCAUUCUGGCUACCUCUACAAGUCAGGCUCGGCGAACAAAGGCACAUUAUCCCGCAAAACCAGAGAAGACUUCCAGAAGUUCUGGUGCACAGUGGAGAGGUCUAUACUUUUCUAUGAAUCGGACAGGUGUUCGGAGCCCAGUCUGAAGAUCAACGUCAAAGACAUCCUGUGUCUGGGAGUCAGCAGACCAGCCUCCUGCCACAACAACACUGGCUUCAUAGACAGGUUUCGCUACACUUUUGAGUUAUACCUGACAUCCGAUAAGCUUUACCAAUUUGGCUUGGAGACACCUGAAGCGCUACAGAGCUGGGUCAAAGCCAUUGGGAAGGCUGCCACGCCCCUGAGCUGUCACUGCCUGCUGACCAGGGAGUUUGAGCGGGUGGGGAUCCUACGCUACAAGGCCAUGCUGGACCCCCAGCAGUGGAAGGAGACUUACUUUGUACUGCAGAAGUCCAACCUGUUCAUCUGCCCUGGAAACGACGGCGCCGCCGAGGACAUCAUCAACCUCAAACGACUGCAGGAGCUCAGCAUAGUGUCUGAGAAUGAGAACCAUGAGAAAAAGGAUAUUCUGGUGUUGGUGGAGAAAGGAAGGACUCUGCAUGUGCAGGGUGUGGGCAGGACAGACUUCUCCUUGUGGUAUGCAGACAUCCAGAGGGCUGCCGGAGGGAGGGGGAACACCCUGAGAGAACAGCAGCUCAGCAGAAACGACAUCCCUAUCAUCGUAGACAGCUGCAUUGCCUUUAUCACACAGUAUGGCCUGGGCCACGAGGGAAUCUACAGGAAGAACGGAGCCAAGUCCAGGAUCAAACUCCUGAUGGAGGAGUUCCGAAAGGACGCCCGGAAUGUGAAGCUACGGAUCGGGGACAACUUCAUCGAGGACGUGACGGACGUGCUGAAGAGGUUCUUCCGUGAGAUCGAUGACCCCAUCUUCAUGGCUGAGCUGCACCCUCUCUGGAAGGAUGCAGCUAAAAUCUCGCAGAAGACCUAUCGUUUGGAUAGGUACAAGGAGAUCAUCCAUAGCUUACCCAGAGUCAACAGGACCACUCUGGCUGCCCUCAUCAGUCACCUGUACAGAGUCCAGAAGUGUGCUGAUCUGAACCAGAUGUGCACAAAGAACUUGUCCCUGCUCUUCGCUCCAAGCCUUUUCCAGGCCGAUGGAAAAGGAGAGCAUGAGGUUAAGAUUGUAGAGGACCUCAUAGACAACUACCUGUAUGUAUUUGAUAUUGAUGAGGAGCAGCAGACCCAGAUUGAGCUGGAGAUCAGUCUCAUCACCACCUGGAAAGACACUCAGCUGUCACAGGCAGGGGACUUGAUCAUUGAAGUUUAUUUGGAAAUGAAGAUACCAGACUGCUGUAUCACACUCAAGGUUUCUCCUACAAUGUGUGCCGAAGAGCUGACCAACCAGGUGCUGUACAUGAGGAACGUGCCUGCGGGAGAGAAGGAUGUUUGGAUGACGUUUGAGGCCAUAGAAGACGGACAGCUCGAACGACCACUGCACCCCAAAGAGAAGGUUCUGGAGCAGGCCCUGCAGUGGUGUAAGAUGGCCGACCCAAGCUCCGCUUACCUGGUGGUCAAGAGGGUACCCAGAGGAGAGGGGAUCAACCUCCUCACUUCAUACCAGAACGACAUCAUGAAAAUAGGGCUACUGAAGUGCAGAGAGGAACCGCCCAAGCUCCUCCAGGGGAACAAGUUUCAGGAGCGCACCUUCCAGAUCAAGGACCACAAGCUGCUGCUGCUCAAGGACAAGAAGAGCAUCAAGCCUGAAAAGGAGUGGGCACUAAAAUCAAUGAAAAUCUACAUUGGAAUCCGGAAAAAGCUGAAAGCUCCAUCAAAAUGGGGGGUUACAAUAAUGAUGGACAAACACCAACUGUACCUGUGUUGUAACUCAGAGACUGACCUCUGGGACUGGAUAACUAGUUUCCUGAAAGCACAGAACGAUGACUCCCGGCCCCCUGUGUUGCGGCGCCACUCCUCCUCUGACAUCUCCAAGCAGAAGUUUGGCACCAUGCCGCUCGUGCCCAUCCGCGGGGACGAGAGCAACUCCACCAUGCUCUCAGCCAAUCAGACCCUGAGGAAGUUACACGCCAGAAGGACACUCUCCAUGUUCUUCCCCAUGAAGGUGCAGCAGGACUCGUUUGAGGAGCGUGCGGAGACUCCUCCCCCUCCGGAGCCGCUCUACGAGGAAGUGGGCGACUUCGGCCUGCAGGUGCUCAAGUCUCUGGAGACCAGCUUCCUGUCCAGCGCCGCCUCCGAGACCCAGGAAGUCCUCGACCGGCCCAUGUCCCUCUCCCUGCUCCCCCUCAAGACGGCCUCCCUGGACCGCAUGAUCGGGCCCAACCCUGUUCACAUCCUGGAAGGAGGGAGUGGCCUGCUGCCCCUUGCUGGUGGCUCAUUAGACACCCUGGUGUCAGGAAGUGACGACGACCCCUGCCACAGCCCAGAAAGUGGGUCCUGUUCGCUCCGAUCCCAGACGGAGAUGCAGUUACCUCCGGUGGCCAGAAGGAGGCAGCAGCAGGGGGUUUGCACCCCGUCUCAGGAGCUGCUGCUGCAGCAGCUCUCCUCUGUCUUCACCAAGAGGCCUGAGCAGGAGGACACGCCUCACGGUGCCAACCACUGCUGAAGGAGGAAGUGCAAAACAGUCACUUCCUUCAUUCAACCCAUCACAGUAUUCUGUGAAGUUAUUGAGUCGUAUUUUAUUGGUUUAGAUUUGACUAAAAACAGGGGACAUACACACACAUACACACAAACGUACACAAAUGCAAAUAUACAUAGUGGACUUUACUCUACAUGCCAACCAGAUUUGGUUAGUUGAAUAUUAAUGUAAUUUUCCUGUUGCAAAACAGCUUCCUCAUGUAUCAUAGCAGACUAUAACAUGUAUAGUUCCACCUGACCUUUUUUGCUUAUUAAUUAUUUCUCAUGCUUUUAUAAUGUGCUGUUCAUGCAUUCAAGAAUAGGAAGAUAAAAUUUGGCAAUCCUAACCCUGCUAUAUGCUUGUUUACAAUACAGCUGUCCACAUAUAGACACUGGUAUAGUUAACCGAAGUACUUUUGGAGUAGAGCUACUAUGUGUAUUUCAGAUAAUUCCUCAAUUGUCAAGUACAUAGUAUUCCAAAAAUUAAUUAGUCUUAUUUUAUUGUGAAACAUGUUUUUUACAUAUUAAUUUAUUUCUAGAAUAUUUAAUCAAUUUUUUAUUAUGAUUUUUUACUGUGAAAGAGGUGAGUUUUGACUAUGCCCUCACAGCAACCUUACUGUGUUGCAGCACUAGAUGGCAGUGUAGAUUCACAAGCAGGUCGAUGGACACAGUAGUGAAGAAGUAUUAGUAUUCCCCAUGAAUCUAAGUUUAUAUAUAAAGGUGAAUUAUUGUAAAGAUUAUAUAUAUGACCAAAUAUAUGGAAUAUUUUAUCAACAAUAUUAUAUUUUUCCCUAAACCAUCAAUGAUGUGUUCCAACAUACUUGUGGUUAUUUUGAUGUGUUAUUAAAUUUACCCCUCCAUACCAUUCAUCUCAAACUAUGUAACUGUAAAUAUUGUAUAAUGUCCUGUAUAUGCCUGCCAUUUCAAUCUUCAUCUCACAGUAUUUUGCAUAUGUUACAGAGCGUGUUGAACUCAUUAAGGAGUAUAUUAAAUGUGAUACUGUUU
Osmerus eperlanus (European smelt) is the source of this 6667-nucleotide messenger RNA. RefSeq names its product ArfGAP with RhoGAP domain, ankyrin repeat and PH domain 3 (gene arap3). The transcript has 34 exons. NCBI's taxonomy places the organism in Eukaryota, Metazoa, Chordata, Actinopteri, Osmeriformes, Osmeridae. Bases 426 to 5651 code for a protein of 1741 amino acids. The record is from RefSeq and is a predicted model, not a curated record. Gene Ontology annotation, biological process: positive regulation of GTPase activity; signal transduction. Gene Ontology annotation, molecular function: protein binding; GTPase activator activity; phosphatidylinositol-3,4,5-trisphosphate binding. Gene Ontology annotation, cellular component: cytoplasm.